Molecule: messenger RNA, 2724 nt
Organism: Blastomyces gilchristii SLH14081
Lineage: Eukaryota; Fungi; Ascomycota; Eurotiomycetes; Onygenales; Ajellomycetaceae
Exons: 1
Coding region: 1-2724 (907 amino acids)
Cellular component (GO): nucleus
Molecular function (GO): DNA binding
Source: RefSeq, a predicted model, not a curated record
AUGACCGUGAAAGACGAUGACCGGGAUCGCCCACGCAGGAGUCAGAGAGAAAAGGACAGGGAACAACGUCGCCCUCGAUAUCGCUCGCCACCAUCGUUACUAGGGGAUCCCGUUGAAAAGGAAGGAAGCAGACACUCUGAUACCAGAUACGAGAGACGGACACCUAGGAUAUUCCACAGAACAAGACCAAGCGACCCCGCCACCAGAGAGAGAGAACGGAGAAGGGCUGCUACAGGAGACCACAGGUUGAACUCAUCAAAUCCAUCGAUGCCCGCCUCCGACUCGAAUUCCCGCCCCUCCUCUGCCUGCUUCCUGGAGUCAAAGCCCAGUUUACCGUAUCCGACAUUCUCCAAAGCGCACAGCAAAGAAGCGGUCGGGGUUCUGGGGAGCAGGGAAAGCCUUGGGCAACCUAAAGUGGACAUCUUGACGCCCGAACCAACUGAUCUAACUACAAGAGAUGAAGCAAGUGGCAAGGCAAGAGGAGAUGACACUAGUCCUACAGAGCAGGGGAAGGCAUCACGACGGCAUAGCACUCACCGCUCCCCACCAAGCCCCCCGUUAACGAACCUCGAUCAACAGUCAACGAGGAGGGACAGUACAAGUGGGAACAAGAGAUCAGAGGAGAAACGAAGUACAACAAAGAACCAAGAUGAAAAGAAGAAGCAUAGGCCCAAACCCAUCUCCAAGGAUUCUACCUCAAGCUUGCGGCGCCGCAAGUCAGAUGAAGGUUCGAAAACGAGCAGCAGAGGGUCAGGACCAAGUACACCGGGGAAGCUAUUGUUUGAAUCUCUGCACAAUCAGCACAACAAAUCUCCAACCAGCGGAAAUGCAUCUAAAUCAAGACCGCUCGGGAGGAGCAAUUCAGCCAAACAGUCAUCCCGCAGAAAAGUAAAGUCCUCGCCGGACCAGUCAUCAGUAACACAAGUCGAAAUUGAAGUUGUACCCUCCACUGUCGACUCAGAUGCAACAUCUAUCGCACCGAAUCAGCAAUCUACAUAUCAACGACCCUCGAUGACUGUGAGAGCUCCGCCUGAACCUCGCAGAACUCCUACGCCAAGAGGAUACUCUUCCCCGAGGAAGCAGAGCCCGCCAUCAGCACUUCACUCCCCGUCCACUGGGCUGCCCCCGCCCCCGCCUCCACCACCUAAUGUGCCCAUUACCAUCCCGAAAGUGGACUAUUUACUGAACAAUGGUGGGCUCAAAUAUCAUGUUCCUAGGAGCUUCCUCGGGGCGGGCGAGUCUGCAAACAUGCCGCAGGAUUUCUUCAAACCCGCUGCAGCUGCCUCAAAACUUUUUGAGCCAUACAAUAAGCUACUGGACGACUACGGGGCAGUUAUAUCGAAAUGCGGAUCCCUCGCCGUUGCUACAGGGUAUAGAUCGGUCGCAAGGAGGCUGUUGGACAGGUUGGAAGCCGUGUUUGCGCGAGAUAUUUCGUCUGAAUCAUGCCAGUGCGUCUUGUGUUCCCACAGCGAGGUUUCGCCAGAGGGAGUGAGCUGGGGCGAGGUUUUGGAGCUUGUUUCUGGUCGACAAGAUCUACCGCCGUGGCCUCCGUUUAACAUCGCUUCCCAACCGGGCGCCGCAGAUAUUACGGAAUCAAACAGUGACGAACCCAUGCAGAAGUUGGAUAUGGAUAUCCCAGAGGAGUUUAGGGAACACUUUGUUCGCCAGUCUAGGAAAACGAAGCAUGCUGUGGAUAAAUGGCUUUCUUGCAACAACGACCACCAAAGCGGCAGCCCGCCUGAGGAAAUUGAUGACGAGACUCUUAUGUUUGCAAUGGUAACUUAUUUGGACAAGGAGGAAAGAGAAUUAUUCAGUGCACUAUUAGAUAUCUCAAUGGGACCGCCAGAGCCAAAACGCGAAACUCCCAAACCACGAGAUCGACCAGAUGCCAUCGUUCAAUCCGGCGCUGCUAUCCAACGACUAUACAGGCUAUCUGUCCCACCCCGUGACCCUGAAACAGCGCUUUAUUUGCUGAAGAACCCAGGCAUACACCACGUUCUAGCCACACUAGCAGCCAUCAGCAGCGAUGAAUGGGACAUUCUCAUAUCAGGACGAUUCGACGGAUUCCUCCGCAGCGGGGCCGACGACGACCUUCCCCAAACUUUCUCCGCCCCUCCCAUCCGCGGGGCCAGACCCGGCUCCACCCGACCCACUUCCCAAGCAUCCAACACCAGACUCCGAAACGUCAGCCAGCCGUACGGCGGUUCUUCAUAUCCAUCCCGCACCUCCACGCCGGCGCCGGCCUCAUUUGGCGCCCCGAUCUACGUCGAUGAGGACACUGAAAUCGCCGCCCUUGCUGAAAUAGAACGAGAUAUCUACCUGGGCAUGGAAGCGCUGGAAGACGCCUUCGAAAUCCUGCAUGUCAAAGCAGAGGCGAUCCGCGGUGCUCUUCGCGAGCGUGGCGCAGGCUUGCACGUUGCCAAUCUAGCGCGGCGCGGGGGAUCAGGCGGUGUUGAGGUGCUCUCUGGCACCCCUGCGGCCGGCAUCGGGGGCUACGGGCCGAAUGGCCACGGUGGGUGGGAGAGCUCGACGGAUGACGGGAUCGACGAUGGGGUUUCGGAGAUUCUGCCGUCUGAUUCUGCAAGUAAUAUUAGCUCGAGUCGAAGGCGACGGCCGAAGAGACGGAAUGAGAGGAGGACGCCGGUUGUUUUUGAAGAGGAGGAGGAAGAUGAUGAUAACGAGAUUGUUGCGACGCAUGAUUAUAGGACGAGGAAGAAACAUUAG